Blepharisma stoltei is the source of this 678-nucleotide messenger RNA. The record is from the annotation of a GenBank genome assembly. Lineage: Eukaryota; Ciliophora; Heterotrichea; Heterotrichida; Blepharismidae.
AUGGAACCAGGGUAUGUUUCAUUUGUGACUGCUUUAAAAAACCAAGGCAAAAUCAAAAACAGACAGUUUGCCUUAUAUUUGAGUGAUAAUGAAAACGAUGAUAUUUCUUCUAGUCUGAUAAUAGACGGCUAUGACUUAAAGAAAUACUCGAAGGAAAGCAAGUUUACUUAUAUCCCAACAGCUACAAACAUUCUGGGCUUUUGGACACUUUUGUGUAAUAAAGUUACAUUUUACGACGCUCAAAUUGAUUUUAGUGUUCCAGCUGUGAUUGAUUCAGGCACUAGCUUUAUAUCAGCUCCACAAGAAGGAUUUAAUGAGAUAGCUUUGAUAUUGAUAAAAUUGUUUGGAUGCUCAAAUAAUCAAGGGGGAAGCUUAACAUGCUCUUGCAAGCCGCCAAAAGGGAAAAAAUAUCCUGAUCUGAUUUUUGAGUUAAAUGGAAAAACGUUUGAAUUAAACUCAGAUGCCUAUAUGGGCGCUAUUGGUGAAGGAAGAUGCCUGGUUGCGAUUGAUGCUAACGGUGAAGAUGCUUACUGGAUAUUAGGUGAUGUUUUUAUGAGAAAAUACUACACUAAUUUUGAUAUGGACAAUAAUAGAAUUGGCUUUGCAAAAGCAAGGACCAGCUCAGCGUGGGUUUCUUACUUAUGGAAGCUCAUGCUAACUAUUUCUUUAAUUUUAUAG